AUGAAUAGGAUCUUAGAAAUAGGGAUUUUCUUAUUUCUUUCAGUAUGGAUUACUUUUGUUUAUGUGCUAUAUAUAUUUCAAGAGGAUAAUGCAUCAAAAGUAAAAGUAUCCCUAGAGCCUGAUAUCAAUAUUUCAGUUGAUUUACCAAUUGAAAAUGUACCUAAAGUCAUUGAAAUAUUAAAAGAAACUUUCAUAAGUCUCUUAGAUGAUGAAAAUUCCAUCAAACCUCUUAAUUUAACUUGCAAGCCUGAGUCUUUCGGAUAUACAUUGGAAGAAGCUUCUAUUUUAUUUCCAAACGUCACAUAUCCAAGAUGUGAAGAAAAAUAUAAAUCAAGCCCAGAAAUGUUUUAUAUAGACCGCACUACUAAUACUUUACAUAUGAAUUGUACUGGAAAGGUAGCAUUAGGAUUUUCUGGAAUCGAUGAAUGAUUUGGAGAAUAUAAAUAUUCUAAUCGACCUAAAGAUUACAAUGGAGAGCCAUUAGAACUUGAGUCAGAGGAAUAUGCAUUUGGGACCUGUGACAUUAACAAAGCAUGGCUUCCUCAUUCCUCUCAAUUUUUUUGAUUCUUAUAAUUUUUUUAGAUUUCUUAACAAAUAUUUUCUGGUAAAAACCCCUCUAAUUUCGGUACAAAAAUCUCUGAGGUUAAAAAAAUCAAAUAAACUUCAAGCAAAUGUCACAUAGGAAAAAUAAACCAACAAAACAUCAGACUUUGAACAUGUUGCAUAUAAGUUGAAACUUAAUGAAGAGUCCCUUCAAAGAGCUAAAAAUUCAUUGUAUGGAAAGCCUAUAAAUAUCGUUAUGUUAGUAAUUGAUUCGCUCUCACGGAGAAUGUUCUUUACUCUCCCUCUUCUUAAUUAAAAACGGCCUGUUUACUAAAAAAUCUAAUUUCCAGUGAAUUUAUGUCUUAAACAUAAAAAUUUUAAAAUGCAACAGAAUUAUUUAGAGGUUUUUUAUAAUAAUUAUCAUAUAUAUCAGCAUAUCUUAUAAAAUAUAUUUAUAUUUAACAAAAAUUUUGACUUAAGAGAAUGAUUUUCUUCCCCACAAAAUAGGGAUUUUUAAAUUGUUUUGUUCGAUUACUUAGGAGGGAGGAAGAUUAGAAAAAUCCCUAAAUCUGUGGAAUAUUUGAAUUCCAUUGCAAAAAAUGUAUCUAUUUUCGAUUUUAAAUUGCAUCAUGUUAUAGGGCAGGGUUCUCAUAAUAGCUUUAUGCCCACAUUUUAUGGAGAUAUGCCCUAUUCUGCUACUCUAUAUAUGCAGGGAGAUUUAUAUUAUAAUGUUUCCAUAUGGAAAUAUUUGCACGAGAGAGGUUUUGUUACAAUGAUGGGAAUGGAUUGUUGUGAUAAUAAUUUAGCGCAAUUUAUAGGAAAAAAACCUAAAGUCGACCACAAAAUGGGCUCAAUAUGAUGCUCAGCAAGUGCUCAAUAUGGGUAUAGUGAAACCUCAAAGAGAGAAAGAUGUAUUGGGAAUAAAAAUGCCCAUGCAUGAAUGAUGGACUAUAUUUUAGACUUUUCAGAAACCUAUAAAAACGUAUCGAGAUACACUUAUAUGCAUAUAGAUACAGCUCAUGAGGAAACAGGAACUGUAGUCUCUACAAUAGAUUUAGAUUUAAAAAAGUUCCUUGAGGAAUUUUUUAGCAGAGAUGAAGAUUCUAUACUGUUUUUGAUGGGAGACCAUGGGAUGAGAUAUGGGGAAUGAUUUAAAUCAAAAGAUGGCUCACAUGAACACAAAUUGCCACUUUUAUUAAUUAUAACGAAAGACAGAGUCUUAGACAAUAUUCCAAAUAGCUCAAAAAUUUUAUUACAAAAUACAAACAGACUAUUAAGUAAAUUUGAUUUUCAUACAGUUCUGCAGCAUCUUGGAAACUACCCUGAUCUAGAAUCUAACAGAGAAGAAAUUAGAACAAAAACUUCAAAAAGGCUAACAACUUACAAUUGGUUCACAGAUUAUAUCCCAGAUAACAGAACUUGUGAAGAUGCUGGGAUACCUGUUUAUUGGUGCAUCUGCCAGCCUUUUAUAGAGAUUACUCACAACCAAAACUUAGAGGAUUUCACUUAUUUAACAAAUAAUAUUAUAGAAAUUUUCAACACAGAAAAUAAAAUAUACAAUCAAACAGAGAAAACAAUCUGCCAGAAGCUGAAUUUAAAUAAAAGUGUGUAUAUAGGAAAACUAGUCGAUGGCGAUAUAGACUAUUACAAAAUAAAAUUUACAGUCCAAGAAAAAGAAUCAGCGCUAUUAGAAGUAAUUGUCAAACUCUCUAGAAACUAUAUAGAGAAAAAAGAAUUAGAGUAUUUUAAUGUGAAAAAUAUCGUUUUUGGAGAGAUGAGGUUAGGUUAAUUUUUUUAUGACUUCUCAUCCAAGAUAAGCUGUUGAAGAAGGCUUGCUCAGCUGCAGUGGAAAUCCCUGGGAUGUCUACAUCUCCCCAAUGAUAGCUCUUCUCAUGCUUUAUGCUUGGCUUUUAAUGCUGUCCCAUAAUCUUGGAGUACAAAUUUGGAGAUUUGUAGCUGUUGCUUCUUCAAUUACUAAGUUUCAGCUUGAUAUAAAUACCCUAGCUAAUAUCAGUAACAACUAUGCCUUAAUGGCCAACACUAGUAGCCCCAAGCAUAAAGCGUUUUUCCAAAAGUCAUUGGAUGACCAAAAUUCUUCAUUGCCGGAUGAUGGAGGCAAAACCAGUUAGAACAUUUCCUGCUUGGUUUGACUUCAGACCGCAGCAAUGCACUCAGACCCUGAGCAGGUCUAAAAGAGUGGGGAUGGUAAACGAAGCCAUUUAUUUGUAUCUGAAGAAAUGAGGUACUACAAUAUAAUGAGCGUUAAUAGACUGGACUCGUAUGAGAGCGUAUGCAAAAGCGAAAUUAUCAAAAAUAAGUUUGAUCCUACUUAUUGCAUUUGUGAUGAAAAUGAUUUUAAUAGAAAUCAUUAA
Molecule: messenger RNA, 2915 nt
Organism: Blepharisma stoltei
Lineage: Eukaryota; Ciliophora; Heterotrichea; Heterotrichida; Blepharismidae
Source: the annotation of a GenBank genome assembly